This is a messenger RNA of Entamoeba invadens IP1, 1656 nucleotides long. RefSeq lists its product as hypothetical. Lineage: Eukaryota; Evosea; Mastigamoebida; Endamoebidae. The transcript has a single exon. Bases 1 to 1656 code for a protein of 551 amino acids. The record is from RefSeq and is a predicted model, not a curated record.
AUGAGUUACCCAGAAUGGAUUUUCCGGGCACCUGAGAAUUGUGAUGUUUGCAACUCCAAAGAGAGUUGUUCUGUUUGUUCCACAAAUUAUACAUACAAUGAAACGUCACACAGUUGUGUCAUUUGUUCCAGUGGAAGUUAUGUACACCAAGAGUAUUGCAGACCAUGUCCAAGUGAAUGUACAACAUGUGACUCUGCUACCCAAUGCACAAGUUGUGUUGAUGGUUAUUUUGUCAACACUGAAAAUAAUUGUGUUAGUUGUCUCACAAGAAAUUGUAUGUCGUGCGACUCGAGUAUGUGUACAUCAUGCAUCAAUGGGUAUUAUAUAAACAACGGAGUUUGUGAAGAGUGCUCGACAAUUGAUGAAAAAUGCACAACAUGUAGUUCUACUGACAUCUCACCACAUUGUGAUUCAUGUGAAAAUGAGUAUUGGGUUGAUGACAACAAGUGUGUGACAUGCGAAGGGUGUGGCUCACUUGGGUGUGAAUACAUGAGUGGGCUAUGUUAUAACUGCCCAAAUCAGAGUCAAGUUUUGGUGUCGGGAAAGUGUGUGACUGUAGAAGGAUGCAAAGUUGUAGAAAACAAUGAAUGUGUUGUUUGUGAUGAUUUGUACAUCAAAAUAGGGAGAAGGUGCAUUAAGACGCAAACGGAGACAACAAAAAAUGUGAUCAAAUAUCGAGAUUGUUAUGUCAGUUCUAUUGACGCCAAUUGCACCACUUUUACAACCGAAGGAUGUGAUAUUUGUGAAGAAGGAUAUUACCACUAUGAAAGUGUGUGUCUGAGAUGUGAAGAAAUCUAUGACAAUUGUGAAAAAUGUGGUGUUGUAACUUUGAACAACUUUAAUCAAACGAUCUGUUAUAUUUGUAAACCGUCACAUUAUCCAGAAAUAUCAUGUCACGAGUGCACGUUAUUGUAUGGGUGUUCUGAAUGCAUCAAUUAUCUCACAAACAACGAGACUUCAACAAAAGAGUGUACAAAGUGUAUGGACAUGUUUAUCAACAACGCAGGCCAAUGCGCAAAAAUAGCGAAGUGCCUUCAAGGCGUCGGAGAGAGGUGCACUUUAUGUGAAAAGAAUUACUUGGUGUCUGAAGGUCGAUGCAAGCAAUGUGGUGAUGUUGUUAUUGGUUGUAAGACAAGUACCAAAAAUGAAUGCACUUCGUGUGUGGAAGGACAUUAUAUCGACUCAAACAAGCAAUGCAGCAAAUGCUCAGUGAAUAACUGCUUUGUGUGUGCUCAAGAUGGAAGUUGUGAUACCUGUGUAACCAACACAACGAAAAACACCGACUCUUCUAAAUGCUUGUCAUGUUCCACGUUUAAAGGAUGUAAAUUCUGUGAUAACACAAUCCCCAAUAAAUGUUUGUUGUGUGCCCAAAAUUACUUCACAAAGAAUGAGUUGUGUGAGUCAUGUUCAACUCUUAACAAAUGUCUAAGUUGCUCAAAUGAACUCACGUGCCUGCAUUGUGUUGAUGGAUAUUAUCCAGACGAAGGAAAAUGCAAGUCGUGUCUCACAAUAAAUGGCUGUAAAACAUGUUCGUCAACAUCAAAGAAAUGUCACACCUGCAAAGAUGGGUAUUACCUCGACAACGAGUGUAAAUUGUGUGGUGAGGUUUUCAGUAACUCUGCCACGUGUACAAUGAAAAAAGUAUUUUCUUGUUAG